Messenger RNA from Cantharellus anzutake, 2016 nucleotides. RefSeq lists its product as uncharacterized. The record is from RefSeq and is a predicted model, not a curated record. Gene Ontology annotation, molecular function: protein binding. The coding region runs from base 90 to 1571 and encodes 493 amino acids. The transcript is spliced from 6 exons. Lineage: Eukaryota; Fungi; Basidiomycota; Agaricomycetes; Cantharellales; Hydnaceae.
UCGAGGUGCCCCUGUCCAUUGCACAGCUGACAUACGUUCAUUCGGGUCAGUACUAUCGACGUGGUGCAUAAGCCUCAGAACAUUCGAAGAUGGGUGACCGAGGGGUACCUGCCCAAGAGCCAUUCGUUUUCGCGCGUCUUCCAUUCGAUCUGCACAUGGAGAUCUUCAAGUGGGUGCCACCCCUUGACAUAGUGAAUCUUCGUCUUACAUGCAAGUACUUCGAACAGUUGUCCCGCGAUCGUGUCGUUUGGUUAUCCCUCCUGAGGCGGCAGUGCUUCGAAGAAGAUGUACCAUUACAACAAUAUGAGUUGGAGAAUAUGUCUUCCCCUGAGCUGGAAGUGACGUGUCUGAGACCUCACGUAUUCGAGCGCAUGCUGACGCGUAAAGGCUCCCUCACUUUUACGGAGCAGAUUUUGUCUUUCGCAUGCCCAACCGACCACGAAUUCAUUAAUGAAUGGGGUAAAUUGGAACUUGACAUGGUGUGGCAAUAUCAGGUCGUCCCUGGCGAUCGGUACAUCGUCACCUUGUAUCUCUCUGGAUGGUUACGCGUCUGGGAUACCUCUGCUUAUGAUUCGGAUACCGAACAAUAUGAAAUCAUUGCAUCCAGGAAGUUUUCGCCAUGCAAUUCUACCAUGAUUGUUCAGCGCUCGGUGGAAAGCCCCUCCAUCAUCACAAUUGUGGUGCGGAAUGGCCAGGGAUUGACUGGAGACCUCCAAGACGAUAAUCUACUCCGUAGGAUGGACGUUCUGCAGCUGCAUAUCACUAACCGUCCGUGGCUGACGGAUAUCAUCGCCUCGACCAUCACUCCAUUCAGUGCAAGAUCAUCAUUGUGGGCCUGCGACGGCCACCACAUCGGGGUUUCAGGCCCAUCUGGAAAUGCCAUCAUCUGGAAUUAUAUGAAUGACACAUGGGUUUCGGCUUCUAUUGCUGGAUCAGACGAUCUACUACCCACGGAGCAAUGUUUCCUCGACAUAGUUGGUGAUAUUGUCAUCUAUGUUGUGCCAGAUGGCGGCCUCCGCCUAUAUCAAUUUAAACUCACCAAGAUGUAUGCAUCUCUGGAAGAGGCGGAGCGAUAUCAGAAAAGCUUCGAUAUGAAAACAUUCGACCUAGGGAAAGUGCGGGUCGCACGGACAUCCACAAUGGCGUACUGGCGUCCGCGAGCCUUGGCAAAUGACGAUGCUGUUUAUGGGGCGUCCGCCAUAGAUAUCGUUCUUGGAAGCGAAGGCGGAAACGAUCAGAUUGUCGUUCCAUUCCAUUUCUCGCCAUCCGACCCGGCCUUCUACCCAACACUUCCUAUCUUCAACCAGAGUCAGAGGUAUCUUGUCUACAGCGCUUUCACUUCGCUUGGCAUCGAAGUUGUCGAUCUUGCGAAUAACACCCCCCAAGUCGCCCGCUCUGUACCACUUGUCGAAUAUAACCCAAAGAUCGAUCGUUUCGUCAGUCAUCGACCAUAUGGUGUGGAACUUUCGUCCUUCUCAGCAUCCAUGUUCAUGAGGUCCCCCGAUUCGCGCACAGAAAUUAAGGUGUGGCGGUUCCACCUCGACAACGAAGUGCGAACGACGGGCCACUAGGACUGCGCAUCGCGGCGUCAUCACGUCGAUCAUUUCGCCCACUAUUCCAGCUCCCCAGCUCCAUUUCGAUGCGGGUGGUUGCUAGGUGCUGCGUUGCGCUGCGUAUCAGCUCCGGGAUGCGGACUCGAUGAAGUUUCCCUUGGUGUCGCCCCAGUAGUCGGCGAGCAACAUCCCCCGGAGGAUUGUUUCUGGUGGGGACUGCAUGAGCAGUGUGGAGCAUUGCGCGGCCUGUGCUUGCCAUGUCGUGUCGAACCAGGUCACAACAGGUUCUUUCAUUGGACAAAAUUUGAUCUCUCAAACAUGGACAACUAUUACAUCUAUAGGACGCUUGAUCAUAUCCUUGCAGCCAAAUACCAUAUUCACUGUCAUUACCAUUUCUCCUGUAUGCGCUACAACAUGAACUGAUGAACUGUUGGAUGAUCCCGCGACGCAAUUGAUCAAUUGG